Messenger RNA from Acanthosepion pharaonis, 1011 nucleotides. Lineage: Eukaryota; Metazoa; Mollusca; Cephalopoda; Sepiida; Sepiidae. The record is from the annotation of a GenBank genome assembly.
AUGAGUUGGAAAUUUAAAGCGAAAGAAGUUAGGACGAAAGACAAUAAAUGUAGCAAUGAAACAUCGGGUGGAGGGGAGCCUCGCAUUCUGUUCGCUUUUGUUUCAUUUAUUGACACAACUCUUUGUUUCUUUGGCUCCUUCGUUUUAAUUUCUCACUCUUUGUGUGUUUUUAUUCUCCUUUCUCCCUGUCUACUCUGGCCCGAAAUUAUCUCCUUUUCCCAGAUUAUAUUCAUCUUUCUUUCUUUCUUUUCUUUCUUUCUUUCUUUCUUUACCUAUGUAUUCUUCUCUCCUAUUUUACCUACGUAUUUCUCUUCACGUUCAUUUCUCGUUUUCUUCUUAAUCCUUUUUCUUCAUUUUCUCUUUCUACUUGAACCUCUUCUCUGUCAUUUUGUACAUAUCUUUCUUUCUUUCUUUCUUUCUUUUUCUACCUAUGUAUUCUUCUCUCCUAUUGUACAUACGUAUUUCUCUUCACGUUCAUUUCUCGUUUUCUUUUUUAUUGUUUUUUUUCUUUUUCUCAUUCUACUUCAAACUAUUUUUCCUCUGUCUUUUUUUUUUACAUUUCUCUUUCUUUCUUGUUUUACUUUAAAUGUUUAUCUUACUUGCUUCUCAUCGCCUUUCUUUCUUUUCCUACCUACAUAUUUUUUCUUCUUCUUCACCUUCAUAGCAUGUUUUCUUCUUCCCUUAUUUCUCAACCUUUCCUCUUUCUCUUUCAACGCCUCUCUUUUUUUUCUUUCUUUCUUUGCUCGAGAUUCUUUUUCUUUCCCUUUCAAAUCCAUUGCAAUUUUCUAUGUACCGUUUCUACCUAUUCCAUGUUUCCAUCUUUUUACAUAUUUACUUCCGUUCUUCUUCUUCUUCUUCUUCUUCUUCUUCUUCUUCUUCUUCUUCUCUUUCUCCUCCUCCUCUGUUACAUUUCUCUUUUUUCCUCUCUAUUACUUUCUUAGAUCACCUCUUCAUUCCUUACGCUUAUUUCUCUCGUUAUUUUAUUUGCAUUAUUUGGUUUCUUUGUUCUGA